Messenger RNA from Toxoplasma gondii ME49, 4222 nucleotides. Its product is annotated as Toxoplasma gondii family A protein. The record is from RefSeq and is a predicted model, not a curated record. NCBI's taxonomy places the organism in Eukaryota, Apicomplexa, Conoidasida, Eucoccidiorida, Sarcocystidae. Bases 2664 to 3776 code for a protein of 370 amino acids. The transcript has a single exon.
AACUGGUUAUACAAGUUGUCCGUUUGAAAUCGGUAUUGCCUUUUUACAACAAACCAAAUGGUUUGUUCGAUCACGUAAGCUCCAAUAGGCCGCUUGAGCAAUGCCUGAGGACUCUGAACAGAAACAUACGCGUACUUGACCAUCUUGACCAUGACACUUUCUGUCUCGAAUGCCCGGUGAACUGAACCAUGUGGCAGGUUACAUCGUGCAUCCGACCACGCACAUCGAGUUUUACGCGAACAGCGGAAGAGAAAAACUCUACCAUAUCCGAAACCUACACACGACGAACCAGUAAACUACUACUAGUUGAUUUCCCAGCGAGGGAUCCGCUUAACAAAAAGCCGGUCUGUUACCUCAUACAAACGUAAUUGUCGGCGGUAGUCCUCAGCUGUCACACCGUACUUUUCGGCGUAAAGUCGUGAGUCUGAUCGGAAAAGGAAAUUCAGGAUCUCGCGAAGGCACGUAGAGUUCUUCUCUGCCCAUGUGUCAUCCACGCCUCCUGACGAACCCCUCGUGUAAGCAUCAUCAUCCUCGUCUCCGCGGUCAACACGUGGAGGGGGGUGGUGGUCCAAAACUUUGCUGUUGUAAAGGUUGUGUCCGUCAAUCACUACAAUGUUUGUUUUGGUCUGACGUUCUGGGACUCGUGCAGGUACUGACGAGUAGCCAUAUGCCGGGGAAGAGUUCACCAUCGUGCCUCUUGGACCAGGUGUUAUUUUACCGUGGAGCGUUUUUAUUUCUUUCAGUGAACUGCUCCCCCGAUGCUAUUGUGGUAAAUCUGGAUCUGCAUGCUCAGAACCUAACACACGGUUAGACUUUGAGAAAUGUGUGCCCGCCUCACGGUUAUUCGCAGCACAUCCGGUCAAGGCUCUUGUGGGAAAGGCUAGAAGAUGUUAGUUUCAUGUAAGAACGGUACAUCACUGGAGGGGCAGAGACAGCAGCCGCGGUAUGCUGGGAGUCAUUCCGGAGACUGUCCGCGCUCCCUCGGAGCUGCGUCCAGUGCGGGGGAGACCGUACUUUUGAGGAUAGCGUAAAACCGAUUGGAAAACAGAGCUCAGCCGUCUCUGGUGGGAUAUUGCAUCGUAGUGAAACAUAAAAAAGCCAACAUACCAUACCAAAAAUUAUCUACAUUCAUUCUAAGUAAAAAUCAAAGCCUCGAACAACUGUGUCCCCCUGACCGGAGAUAGAUCAGGCAGGUCAAAAGGGUGGAGCGCCCCCCUCUUCCAGCUUGUCCGCCGAACAUCGACAUGCGUCCCAUUCACCGCUUUUGCUGCAGUACACUCAGGAAAAAAAACAAUCUGAGAGAACUGCCACUCGCUAUGUUGGAGUUCGCUCGCACACUCGGCUUCUCAACGGCUUGAUCCUCCGUGUCACACGGACAUAGUACAUCUCAGUCCCCUUACGGAUACCGAGUUUGGGGCAUCAAAAGCCAAACGUCCGGUUUACAUCGCCGCAGUAUAUCGUCAGGUUGCGAAUAUAGCAACACAACGAAAUGCAAAAUGCCGGCGAAUUGAUCUCUGCAACCCAGUGCGAAGAACUAAGAUUAACGUGUCGAUUUCUUUCCGUUUUCCGUGGUCAACAGGUGAAUAAUCCCAUUUAUACGAAUAAACUGAACAGCAUCCAACUAGCGGGAGCUGAUGAGAUAGGUCAAACAGACAACGAAGACAGAGCAUGUUGUUUUAGAGUCAGCAACAUCAAGAGUAUCCCUCCUUCGGUGUAUCACACUCGUUGUGCACCCUGGGACAUGGUGGAAGAAUGGCCUGUCACAUUAUUGAUUCCAUCGUCGUACAUUCAAAUGGUGCGAUAGCCAGGAUGUUCUCUUUGAAACGUAGGGUGUUUAAACACCGCUACCGCCGAUACGCCUGCCAACAAAGAGAUUUCAGUCGCUGCGACACACGGCGUAGAGGUCACCUGGCCUUUCGACUCGUUUCGGUCAACAAAGCACUCGACAACCAUGGCAAGAUUGUGACUGACUACAUAUAAAUCGAGUAGUUUCGCAGCCUCGUGUAGAGAAACCCUUCGUCUCGGGGCAACAACAGCAACCGACGAUAUCAUACUGGCACGUGUGUGGAACCGACCCGCCGAAAACGUGCCGGCUUCAUUGUUAAAGAGUCAGUCUACCUCGGGCACAAACAUAGCUACCGCAUGUGCCAGAAAAUAUGUUUGUUUUGUCAGGGAGAUGCACUGACUGCCUACUGCAGCCAACGAUUGACUCCCAGAGACUCCACCGAAAUCCAUGAAGACAUGCAACCGUGUCGCCAUCAGCGGCGGCGAACAGGACUUGGCGUGGUCGUGUGUAGCGGGGCUUGCACCGCCAACUCCCGCCUACUCAACAAACCCUCAUAGUGUGUAAGGAGGGCAAAAAUAUUUGUCUAGUCUUUGACCACUUUCGGUGUUUGUUCAAAAAUGAAGAUUUGUGUGUUCUCCUGAGAUAUCCACAUUUCUCCUUCUUCAGAUCCAAGCCACUCAGUCUCUUCUCCCCGAGUCCGCGAAACCGACGCACGUGUCCCGUGGCCGACAUUUCAAGACUAUCAUUAGGGCCCUAUUUCAGGCCGCUGGAUAAUGGGCUCGGUAACUUGUGCCAGGGACAGACCAAGAAACCAACUCGAGGGAUCCCUCCGUCGCCAGAUACUAUUCCUCAACACAUCGAACGCUGCGUUGCCAGUAUGGAAUCCGUUGUGCUCCGAGCCAUCUGGCUCACCGUCCUCAUAGGCGGAAUGCUGCCUUGCAUCGCAUCCGAGAUAACUGAACCAACGAUGACCACAAAUCCGGAUUUCACGGUCACAAUCCCCAAAGGCGGACUUCCUCAGGAUGUCGAGGAAGUUUUUUUUCUCCAGCCGUCUCAGAUCCUCCGUGUCAUCGACGAGACAGGGAAAGCCGUCUACAUGCCCCAGGCGAUCACUGACUCGGUUGAUGCUUCUCAGGGAUCCCGCACUGACGCUGACGUUGCUUCUUCUGAGUCGUAUUCCGCCGCGUACGCAUUCGUGAAUGGAAAAUGCGACUUUACGACGGAGAUCCAGUACAAAGAAGCAUUUCCUGACUACACGGCGCCAUUAUGGGUUCGUACUGUCUAUACUGUCCCGAAGACAGAAGCAGCCCCUUCGGAGACGGCUGCGAACUUCACGUUGACGAAUCCUCCUGCAGAGUAUUUGAACGAGUCUGUGAGUUUCUGCGUGAGAUUCAAGACAUUGUUGGCGUCUGGAUCAACCUCGUCAACGACUACAACGACAGGGGCGACACCGACGUCGGAAACUGGAGUUGGGACCCCAAGUUCAAAGCCAUCCAAGCCUACUGUCCCCCCUGAAGGCUCGUCACACUCUGGUGGAUCAAGCGAUCCCCAGGUGGAAUUCCCGAAUGAUAAUCCGAAUGUAGGAGGGGAUGACAACCACUCGGAUGACCAAGGAGAAGGACAUGUGACCGAGCCCGUCACACCAUCUCCAGGAAAUAAACCAAGUACGGGACAGGAGCAAGGAAUAGACGUGGUGGCGCCUCCUGAAGGGCAAAACCACGCAGAAGAUAACAUAUCUGAAAAUGGAAACAGCAAGGGGGAUGCUGAGGUAACAGAUCAAGACACACUCAAUAAAGACGGUGUGGAAGGUGACAAAACUGUCAAAGAAAAUAGGAACCCACAGGCGAGGAGGCUUUCUGGAACGGGCAGCCCGAAAGAGGCAUAUGUGACAAUCGUUCUGCAUUCUGCUGCGUGGGGCCUGGCAGGCGGAGUGGAAAUAAUCUCAGUUUAUAUGGUUUCCAUUACAGCUGCACUGUCGUUCAUUUUCUAGUUGUGUGUUCAACAAUGCACUGGCACUGGUUGUGAGGCGACAGCGGCCCGACGAAUACAUGGAAGCCGAUUUGCGAGUUGUUUCAUUGGCACUUCUGAUGUAAUUCUUGGUUGCUGUACAUGAAGCGUGCGAAUCCAGAAAUUUGUGUGGAGGCUGCAGGAGUGUUUCUACCGUUGCCGCCAUGGGAAAAAACACCCAGUCCGCGGGGGAUGUCAGUUUCCGACACAGGUGGACAAUGUUUUGUCACAGAUUUAUAUGCUGAUUUGAAUGAAUGCAUAUAAAUCAAUUUCUUCUAUGGAAAGCGUUCUGCACAGCAAUCCUCCCUUCUACGCCAGUUACACCAGCACAUUCGCCCCGUGAGGGUGAAAUCAUGCAGAUAGUGUGUGCGUACAGGCCAGGUUAAAUGCUCAUAUGCUCCUACGAGCGAUGGAGCACAUCGUUUCGGU